This is a messenger RNA of Coccinella septempunctata (seven-spotted ladybird), 1069 nucleotides long. Its product is annotated as aquaporin AQPAn.G-like. Gene Ontology annotation, cellular component: plasma membrane. The transcript is spliced from 7 exons. Bases 272 to 1015 code for a protein of 247 amino acids. Gene Ontology annotation, biological process: transmembrane transport. Lineage: Eukaryota; Metazoa; Arthropoda; Insecta; Coleoptera; Coccinellidae. Gene Ontology annotation, molecular function: water channel activity. The record is from RefSeq and is a predicted model, not a curated record.
UCUGUAUACUUCAAUUCAGUUCUUGACAAAUGCUAGAUUGCAUGGCAUCAAACAUCUCAGAUGGAUCAUGUUAAUUGAUAACUGGAACGUGUUGAACUGAAUUUAAGAAGAUUUCGUUAUCAGGAGUUUCAUAAUCUAGCCCUAUCAGUUGACGCCGCUCUGAUACAUGUAUGUAUGUAUCAGAAUGUUUUAGAGAAUCGUAAUAAUAGCUUUUCUCGAUAUUGACGAACGAUAAUAGUGUAGUGCAACUUUGUGAACAAGGAACAGGAAGAUGGGAGAGGCAACAUACGAAUUCACAGCCGAAGAAUGCGGCAGUAAGAAGAAGGAAGAGGACGCCCUCGACUAUGUCAGGAUGGGCAUGGGCGAGUUCGGAUGCGUGUUCGUGAUUGUGUUCAUAUCCUGCAUGGGCUGCAUCGUCGGCCUGUCCGAAGAGGCUGCGUCCCAUCUGCAGAAGUGCAUCGCAGGGGGUCUCUCCGUGAUGACGGCCAUGCAAAUUUUUGGUCAUAUUUCUGGUGCUCAUGCGAAUCCUGCAGUGACCGUCAGCGCUUAUCUAAUGAAUGUGAUAGACGGAAGGAAGGCUGUCAUCUACAUAGCCUGCCAAGUUUUGGGCGGAAUCACAGGUUAUGCUGUUCUGUUGUUUCUCACGCCCAAAGACCUCACCAUGUCUGGAUCACAUUGUGUCACAUCGCCCAAUCCGAAGAUUACAGUUACACAGGCUUUCUUGGUGGAAGUUGUGAUAACUUUCAUUCUGGUUGUUGCCAUUACCUGCUGUUGGGACCAAAGAUGCAAACAUAACCUUGAUUCUUUCUCAGUAAGAAUUGGCUUUGUCGUUACAGCUUGUGCUUUAGCUGCGGGACCUUACACUGGAGCAAGCAUGAAUCCAGCAAGAAGUAUAGGACCAGCUCUUUGGCAUAAAAACUAUGAUUAUCUAUAUAUUUAUAUUUUUGCGCCACUGAUGGGAGGAGCUAUAUCUGGAUUAUUCUAUAAGUAUAUACUACUGAAGCCACAAUACUGAAACAAUAGUGUAUCUCGAAAAUAUUAUUUUGUAAAUAAAACGAUUGAAAAACCU